Messenger RNA from Staurois parvus, 336 nucleotides. The record is from the annotation of a GenBank genome assembly. Lineage: Eukaryota; Metazoa; Chordata; Amphibia; Anura; Ranidae.
AUGUCACAAGGCCUGAGAAAGAAAAUAAUUUCUUCACACAAGAAAGGUGAAGGCUACAAGAAGAUCAGCAAGGCUUUGCUUAUCAGUCAGAAUAGUGUAACAAAAGUGAUGUAAAAACUUAACAAAGAUGGAUCUUCAACCAUCUCACAGAGACGUCCAGGCCAUCCACAGAAGUUAACACCUUGACAAGAGCAUCUUCUGAUGAGAAGGGUUGAAGAAAAUUGCCAUGCAAGUUCACUGCAGUUAGCUAAAGAAGUAGAAAGCCAAACUUGGGUGAUUGUUUCCCGUGAUACAAUACGGCGUGCACUGCAGUGGAUGGCAUGCAUGGGUGUCGAC